CCCGAGCCGUCCAAACACAGAGCUUCGGUCGUGCUUCACCACAGAUCCCCGCUUCGACUGACACAGACCGUAAUGUGGUGCAGCAGGACAGCGCUCGGGAGACUGCGGAAGAUCGCCCCGUGUACCGUCACCGGAUUUCCUCGCGCGAUGUCCACGUUACCGAAGGUGUUCGUCACGCGCAAGGUGCCGCCGGACGGACUGGACAUUCUACGCAAAUCCGGACAGGUGGAGUUUGAGAUGUGGGAAUCUGAUGACCCUAUACCUCGUGUGGAGCUGCUGAAAAAGGUCAAAGGUUGCGAUGGAAUUCUGUGUGUACUCACAGAGAAGAUUGACGCACAGCUGCUGCAAGCUGCAGGUCCAAACCUAAAAGUCCUCAGCACUAUGUCAGUAGGCUUUGAUCAUCUUUCUCUGGAAGAGCUCAAGAAAAGGGGAAUCCGUGUGGGAUAUACUCCAGACGUUCUGACGGAUUGUGUGGCUGAAUUGACUGUUGCCUUGUUACUCACUACAUCCAGAAGACUCAUUGAGGCCACACACGAGGCUAAAACGGGUGGCUGGGGAACGUGGAGAACUUUGUGGCUAUGUGGUCAUGAACUUGCAAACAGCACAGUUGGCAUCUUGGGACUCGGGAGGAUUGGUGUGGCUAUCGCCGAGCGUCUGAAGCCAUUCAAGGUGAAGAAAUUCAUCUACACAGAUGUGACGCCGAGACCUGAGCUAGCAAAUAUGAUAGAGGCGGAAUACGUGUCUUUUGAUGAGCUGGCAAAGCAGUCGGAUUUCCUGGCUGUAUGCUGUGCUUUGACUCCAGAGACUCAUGGGAUCUGCAAUUGGAAUCUCUUCUCCAAGAUGAAGAAAAACGCCAUCUUCAUCAACACAAGCAGAGGUGGAGUGGUUAAUCAGGAGGAUCUGUAUGAAGCGCUCUCUACCGGUCUGAUUGCUGGAGCGGGGCUGGAUGUCACCACACCUGAACCACUGCCCACACACCAUCCUCUUUUCACACUCAAAAACUGCGUGAUUCUCCCACACAUUGCCAGUGCUUCGUAUACAACACGCAACGCCAUGUCUGCUCUUGCUGCCAACAACCUGCUGGCUGGACUCAGGGGAGAACCCAUGCCCAAAGAACUUCAACUGUAAAACUAGACAGUUAAAUAGUAGUUCACACGACAAUUAAAUAAAACCGACUUAUGGGACACAAAGAGA
Molecule: messenger RNA, 1194 nt
Organism: Puntigrus tetrazona (Sumatra barb)
Lineage: Eukaryota; Metazoa; Chordata; Actinopteri; Cypriniformes; Cyprinidae
Gene: grhprb
Product: glyoxylate reductase/hydroxypyruvate reductase b
Exons: 9
Coding region: 73-1128 (351 amino acids)
Cellular component (GO): cytosol
Molecular function (GO): glyoxylate reductase (NADPH) activity; hydroxypyruvate reductase [NAD(P)H] activity; NAD binding
Source: RefSeq, a predicted model, not a curated record